ACCACCAGAUUGGUGACCAGAGAAAGAAAAAACCAAGAGGGGGAGAAGAUUCCAAUGCAAAGCCUAACUCAGCUCUGUAUCACUCUCUUAUCAUCUCUGCCAUAUCCAAAAUGAUGGCGCUUCCUUCUCCUGCCAAACCCUUGCAAAACCUCCUCAGCGCCAGGUGCAUCUCUUUCUUUAACUUGUGCAUUAAUCGUAUUUGUCUGUAAAGUGUGCUUCUUUAUCAAGAAAUCGGAUGGCGUCGACGCCACCACACUGCUCAAUCACUGGAACCAAGCCUUAUCAGAACCAACCUUACCCACAAAAUCACUUGAAUAAUCACCGCCAAAGCCACCAUCAGAACCCCCAACGACGCUGGACCAAUCAUAAAGUUUCUCUUGCAAAACCCCUUCUUUCUCCCUCCCCCCGCAGUGCACCUAAACCUGGUGCUUCCACUGGCGCCGCUCCCCAUACCCAGAACCCUACCUUCACUUCUCUCUCCACUCUUCAACCAAAGAAAUCUGAGCUCACCGCCGAUUUCUCGGGUCGCUGUUCCACCCGAUUCGUGUCAAAGCUACACAUUGGGCGCCAAAAAUCCAUUCCGAAUGCCCGGCACACCUCAGCCGCUGAGGAAGCUUUGCAUCAAGUGGUCCUCUAUGCGAAAGACGAUCAGGCCCUUGAGAAUGUGUUGCUCAAUUUCGAGUCUCGGUUCUGUGGUUCCGAUGAUUAUACUUUCUUGCUUCGAGAGCUUGGAAACAGAGGAGACUCUUCUAAAGCAAUCCGAUGCUUCGAGUUUGCAGUGAGAAGAGAAAAGAGGAAGAGCGAGCAAGGAAAAUUAGCUAGUGCCAUGAUUAGUAUUCUCGGGAGGCUAGGUAAAGUGGAGCUUGCAAAGGCUGUGUUUGAGACUGCUCUUAGAGAGGGUUAUGGUAGCACUGUGUAUGCUUUUUCUGCGUUAAUCAGUGCUUACGGAAGAAGUGGUUACUGCAAUGAUGCUAUUAAGGUUUUUUAUUCAUUGAAGGCUUAUGGGCUGAAGCCAAAUUUGGUCACUUACAAUGCUGUGAUUGAUGCGUGUGGGAAAGGCGGUGUGGAGUUUAAGAAGGUAGUGGAGAUUUUUGAUGAGAUGUUGAAAAAUGGAGUGCGACCAGACCGAAUUACAUUUAAUUCGCUGCUUGCUGUGUGUAGUAAGGGAGGGCUAUGGGAGGCAGCAAGGAGUUUGUUUACUGAAAUGAUAAAUAGAAGGAUUGACCAGGAUAUAUUCACUUACAAUACACUUUUGGAUGCAGUCUGUAAAGGUGGGCAAAUGGACAUGGCUUUUGAGAUUAUGUCUGAGAUGCCUGCCAAGAAUAUAUUGCCUAACGUUGUUACUUACAGUACUGUGAUUGAUGGGUAUGCUAAAGUUGGUAGAUUUGAUGACGCUCUUAAUUUGUUCAAUGAAAUGAAGUUUUUGGGGAUUGGUUUGGAUAGAGUUUCAUAUAAUACUUUGCUUUCUGUUUAUGCUAAGCUUGGAAGGUUUGAGGAGGCUUUGGAUGUUUGUAAGGAGAUGGAGAAUUCUGGUAUUAGGAAAGAUGUCGUCACUUACAAUGCACUUUUGGGUGGGUAUGGAAAACAGUGCAAGUUUGAUGAGGUGAGGAGAGUGUUUAAGGAGAUGAAGGAGGCGUGCAUAUCACCUAAUUUAUUAACUUAUUCAACCUUGAUUGAUGUUUACUCAAAAGGUGGCCUAUACAAGGAAGCAUUGGAAAUUUUUAGGGAGUUUAAGAAUGCCGGAUUGAAGGCUGAUGUUGUUCUAUAUACUGCACUCAUAGAUGCCCUGUGCAAGAAUGGAUUAGUGGAAUCUGCAGUGACUUUACUUGAUGAGAUGACUAAGGAGGGAAUCAGGCCUAACAUUGUCACUUAUAAUUCUAUAAUUGAUGCUUUUCGUGGGUCAGGAAUCACACAAUGUGUGGUUGAUGAUGCUGGUGUAGCCUGCAUAUUGCAAGUUAAGUCUUCAUCUAUAAGUGUUUUUCAGCAAGCUACUGAAAGUAAUGUGACCGACAGGGAGGAUGAUAGGAUCAUAAAGAUUUUUGGGCAGCUUGCUGCUGAGAAGGCAACUCAAGAAAAUAACAUUGGCAGGCAGGAAAUUUUGUGCAUUUUGGAUGUCUUUCAGAAGAUGCAUGAGCUGGAGAUCAAACCAAAUGUUGUCACGUUCUCUUCCAUUUUAAAUGCUUGCAGUCGCUGUGAUUCCUUUGAAGAUGCUUCAAUUUUACUGGAGCAGCUUCAAUUAUUUGAUGGCCAGGUGUAUGGUGUGGCACACGGACUUCUAAUGGGUUACAGAGAAAACGUCUGGGUGCAAGCACAGUCCAUAUUUGAUGAACUCAAAUUGAUGGACUCUUCAACAGCGUCUGCCUUCUAUAAUGCUCUGACUGACAUGCUGUGGCACUUUGGUCAGAAACGAGGGGCCCAACUGGUUGUACUUGAAGGGAAACGUCGGCAAGUAUGGGAGAACGUCUGGACUGAUUCUUGCUUAGAUUUGCAUCUGAUGUCUUCUGGGGCUGCUCGGGCAAUGAUCCAUGCAUGGUUGCUGAACAUACGCUCUAUUGUGUUUGAUGGCCAUGAAUUGCCAAAAUUGUUAAGCAUUUUGACUGGAUGGGGCAAGCACAGCAAAGUAGUAGGUGAUAGUGCACUGAAGCGAGCUGUUGAGGCACUUCUAACCGGUAUGGGUGCACCGUUUCGGCUAGCAAAAUGCAACAUAGGUCGAUUUAUAUCUUCAGGACCUGUUGUUGCUGCCUGGUUAAGAGAAUCUGGCACACUAAAACUGCUUGUACUUCAUGAUGAUAGAACUCAUCCUGAAAAUGUGAGCUUUGGUCAAAUCUCUAAUUUACAGAUGCUUCCCUUGUAGCUUGUUGUAUCAUCCCCCCAACCCCUUAGCAUGUUCAUGUUUAUUCCUUGUAUGUGUUCCUCUGUGUGUGUGCAUGAAUGCGCAAGUGCAUUCUUGCUUUUGCUUUAACAUCAAUUUUAUCUUCGUGCUCCA
Manihot esculenta (cassava) is the source of this 2986-nucleotide messenger RNA. RefSeq names its product pentatricopeptide repeat-containing protein At2g31400, chloroplastic. The transcript has 4 exons. Gene Ontology annotation, cellular component: chloroplast. Gene Ontology annotation, molecular function: protein binding. Lineage: Eukaryota; Viridiplantae; Streptophyta; Magnoliopsida; Malpighiales; Euphorbiaceae. The record is from RefSeq and is a predicted model, not a curated record. Bases 236 to 2854 code for a protein of 872 amino acids.